Molecule: messenger RNA, 1696 nt
Organism: Vespula vulgaris
Lineage: Eukaryota; Metazoa; Arthropoda; Insecta; Hymenoptera; Vespidae
Product: very-long-chain 3-oxoacyl-CoA reductase-like
Exons: 3
Coding region: 141-1103 (320 amino acids)
Cellular component (GO): endoplasmic reticulum
Molecular function (GO): oxidoreductase activity
Source: RefSeq, a predicted model, not a curated record
GUAAUGAAAUGACUUGCUGAUUACACAAUGACAUCGUAGACAUUCGAAAAAUAUUCUCAAUUCGCUACCAGUCGUGAUAUAUUAUGAUAACUCAUAACUAAUAUUAUAACAUGGAUAAACGUUACAAAACGUAAACGGAGAUGUUAACGUGUCGGAAGAAAAUUUCUUGGAUAAUACUGACUACUUUGGGUUUAAACAUAUUCAUUAAAGGAAGUCACUUUGUAUGGAAAAAAAUAUUAGCACCUAAUCUAGGCUUAGCUAUAGAUUUGACAAAACAAGGAAGAUGGGGAGUAAUUACAGGUGCAACCGAUGGUAUUGGUAAAGCGUUCGCAAUGGCUCUUGCUAGCAAAGGUCUCGAUAUUGUUUUAAUAUCAAGAUCACUGAUAAAACUGAAGUGUGUUGAAACCGAGAUAAAAGAGAGAUAUGGAGUUAAAACUCGUAUCGUUGUGGCUGAUUUAACCGAAGGUCAAGAGGUUUACUCAAAGAUUGCUAAGGCUACGGAAGAACUUGAAGUUGGUAUUUUGAUUAACAAUGCUGGGAUGAAUUCCGAUUAUCCGGAAUUAUUCGUCAAAAUGUCAGAAGAAAUAUUAAAUAAGAUAUUACAAUUAAACGUGGUUAGUCUUACCAUUAUCACUGGAAUAAUUUUACCAGAUAUGAUAAAACGACGAAAGGGUGUAAUAAUCAAUAUAAGUUCCAUAGCGGGUAUGAAUUUGGUAUGUCCAUAUUUAACAACCUAUGCAGCUACUAAAGCUUACAUCAUCAAGUUCACUAGUAAUUUAGCUGCAGAAGUAGCUCAGAGUGGUAUUACCGUACAAUGUAUUGCUCCUGGACCUGUUGCCACUAAGAUGAUCAAAAUCAAAAAAUCAACGUGGAUGAUACCAACUGCUGAUAAAUUUGUCGAAGCUACUUUAAAAACUGUAGGAAUCGAAAUUUUAACAACCGGAUAUUUACCGCACUAUUUAUUAUACAAAUUUAUUGAAACGUUGACAUGGAUAUAUAAAAAGGGUAUAAUCAGAUUAAUAACCAAAAUAUUUCUCAAACAUAAGAAACGUUUUCUUCGGAAAAUGAUAAAGGAGCAAGAGCAAACGAAAGAUAUGAAAUAAAAGGAAAAUAAGUUCCUAUGACAACGACAAUGUUUCUAUGUGAAUCAAGAAUAAAUAUAUAUUUACAAAAUUCAAAAUUAAUUAAUUGAUGUAAUCUUAAUAAAUAAUUAAUUAAUUAUGUGUUUUCCUUUUUCGGAUAAGCUUGUUUUCGAAUAAAGAACCAUUUGAAUCUUUGUCAAGACUAUAUUGUCGGCGAUUAACAUUUGAAACGUUUAGGCAAAACUUUUUAGAUUCGAUGUUAUUGAUCGGAUAACGUUUUUGAAACAGAUCAAUUGGCCACUCGAUCUUACAUCCUCGUUACUUACGAAUGCGCCAAAUAAAUUAAAUAGGAUAAGCGUUAGUCUUUAGUUAUCUAUUGUUUAGAAUGCAACAAAUGUAGUUGAAAGCUUCUAAAGUUGGCGUUCACAGUAAGUUUGUAUCACUUUUCGACGAAAUAAAGCGGUUGAUCCAAACGAUCAAAUCAGUCGAGCUUAACGUUGGACUGAUGGGUGGUCACAUGACUUUCUAUGUUGUUGAUCCAAGAUAACCAUCCAUCUUUGGAAUGUGUGAUCAUUAAUCACAGAUGUUUUAAGCUUCCUGAAGUUAUCCAGAAA